AUGCUACCUGAUGAAGAUCGUGUCAUGCAUACAGCAUCUUCGCUUGCUUUCAAUGAUGCACAGUGGCUCGAACAAGAGAAGGGUAUUAAGUACGUCUACCACAAACUAGUGACUCGAGACCUAGCUCAUAGACUAGGAGUAAAAAUGGUACGCAGCAAAAUCUUGAAUAAACACAGGGUAAAUCCAAAACCAACGCUACCGGAGGGUGAAACGUUUGGCCAGCGUGAGGAACUGACAACUAGAAUCCAAGGCAUACUGAAGGAUUACCCAUUUGAUGUGACCAUACUCAAGGAACUGCUUCAGAAUGCAGAUGACGCCAAGGCUACAAAGAUGUACGUCAUCUUAGACAAAAGGACCCAUGAAGGAGGGUGUUUAUUGUCUGAGGAAUGGCAGGAUUUACAGGGUCCCGCCCUGUUGGUGUGGAAUGAUAGUGUAUUCUCUGAAACAGAUAUUAAAGGAAUUCAGAAGCUGGGUAAAGGAAACAAGCAAUCAAAUGCGGAUACCAUUGGUCAGUAUGGGAUUGGCUUUAAUUCUGUCUAUCAUCUUACAGACUGCCCUAGCCUUAUAACAGCUGGUUCACUGUGUAUAUUUGAUCCCCAUUGCAAGUACACCCCUGAUUCUUCUGUUACAUCUCCCGGAGAGAAAUUUAAUUUAACUGAAAGGUUUUGGUCCCACUUUCCAGACAUGAAGCCAGCUUACUUGCAGUGUAAUCUGAAUGGUCCAUCAGAGUGCAUGGAGAUUCGCAGUGGGUCGCUGUUCCGUUUACCUCUCAGAUACACUCAAGAGCUUGUUGAUGCCUCGGAAAUUGUGAAUACAAAGUUGGAAGUGUUUGAGGAGGUUGUUUCUGCCAAAAAAAAUGCACGAGUUUCUCGGGAGGUGGGCUCCACAAAUGAAGCAGUCAAUGUUCUUUCUUAA
Molecule: messenger RNA, 915 nt
Organism: Geodia barretti
Lineage: Eukaryota; Metazoa; Porifera; Demospongiae; Tetractinellida; Geodiidae
Source: the annotation of a GenBank genome assembly